AGCUCCGUAGCUGGAGGACUCUCAGAAACCGCAGAGAGCCGGACUUUUACGCACGGAGGCGCGGGCUUGUUUUUACUUUCUUUUCCACGCACUCGAGGAUAACAACAACAACAAAAACAUGAUCAAGAAAAUGUCUCCAUCCGAGAGCGACUUUGACAUCCCUACCAAGAACUGCUACAGGAUGGUGAUUCUGGGCUCCACCAAAGUGGGGAAAACCGCCAUCGUGUCCCGGUUCCUGAACGGCAGGUUCGAGGAGCAGUACACCCCCACCAUCGAGGACUUUCACAGGAAACUCUACAGCAUCAAGGGGGACGUUUACCAGCUGGACAUACUGGACACUUCAGGGAACCAUCCUUUCCCCGCCAUGAGGAGACUCUCCAUCCUGACAGGAGACGUCUUCAUCCUGGUCUUCAGUCUGGACAACCGGGAGUCCUUCCAGGAGGUGCAGCGGCUCAAGCGGCAGAUCUACGAGACCAAGUCCUGCCUGAAGAACAAGAUGAAGGAAAACAUCGACGUYCCUCUGGUGAUCUGCGGCAACAAGGGCGACCGGGACUUCCACCGGGAGGUGCAGCAGGACGAGAUCGAGCAGCUCGUGGCGGGCGACGACAAGUGCGCCUACUUCGAGAUCUCGGCGAAGCGCAACGAGAACGUGGACAAGAUGUUUCAGACGCUGUUCGCGCUGGCCAAGCUGCCGCACGAGAUGAGCCCGGACCUCCACAGGAAGGUGUCCGUGCAGUACUGCGACCUGCUGCACAGGAAGUCCCUGAAGAGCAAGAAGAUGAAGGACAUCGGGGAAGCGUACGGCGUGGUGACCCCGUGCGCGCGGAGACCCAGCGUGCACAGCGACCUCAUGUACAUUAAGGAGAAGGCCAUAGGAGCGGGGCAGGGCAAAGACAAGGAGAGGUGUGUGAUCAGCUAAAGGCACACCAAGGCUGCAAGAGGGAGAGAAAAUGUUCGCUCCGAGGAGGCACCGUCCGUUUGAGAGGCGCUCAGCUCGGCCGGCUGCGCUCCAGUCACCGCGGGACGUUUGGAGGCGCCCCGGGACUGCCGCGCGCCGUUACCAUGGACACGUGAUGCGUUUGAAGAAGCUUGUUCUGUCAGUCAGAGUCACGUGGCUUCUGUGAGACUCGCUCGCAUCUGUUGUGUUCUGCCUUUUUUUCUGUACAAGACACUCAUGGCUCAGGAGAUGCAGUGUUAGCUGAAAAAAACAACAACAACAUUGUUUAAAUCUGAUUGUAGUUUUGUAAACACUUGAAUGUUCUGUUGCAAUCUCAUUUUUGUGAAUGUUUUUUAUUGCCUGGCAAUUGUUUUUGCAAUGAACWCAGAAAAAAGUUAGAAAAAGUCUAAUAAAACAAACUGAAAAGUA
Austrofundulus limnaeus is the source of this 1366-nucleotide messenger RNA. RefSeq names its product dexamethasone-induced Ras-related protein 1. The record is from RefSeq and is a predicted model, not a curated record. Gene Ontology annotation, molecular function: GTP binding; GTPase activity; G-protein beta-subunit binding. Gene Ontology annotation, biological process: signal transduction. The coding region runs from base 119 to 919 and encodes 266 amino acids. NCBI's taxonomy places the organism in Eukaryota, Metazoa, Chordata, Actinopteri, Cyprinodontiformes, Rivulidae. The transcript is spliced from 2 exons.